Molecule: messenger RNA, 537 nt
Organism: Epithele typhae
Lineage: Eukaryota; Fungi; Basidiomycota; Agaricomycetes; Polyporales; Epitheliaceae
Exons: 4
Coding region: 1-537 (178 amino acids)
Source: RefSeq, a predicted model, not a curated record
AUGUGGCUGCUCAACACCUCCACGGUAGAACUGAAUUCCGGAGGAUACGCCAUUCUCUCCCACGUAUGGUCUCGAGACAACGAGGACACCUUCCAGGAAACCAGCAGCGCCGAACUCACUGAAACAAUCAACUCCAUGUUUCGGUAUUACCAACUUCCGAUGAUCAUCGGACCGGACUUCGCCCGGAGCAAGUGGCACACACGAGGGUGGACCUUACAAGAACUCAUUGCCCCCAAGGUCGUACUGUUCUUCGCCUCCGACUGGACAUUGAUUGGCACCAAGUUCGAGCUCGCGCGAAGCCUCGAGCGUAUCACUCGCAUCCCCCAGCCAGUCCUCCAGCUCAACCAGGACAUUACCACGGUGUCAAUCGCUGCGCGGAUGUCGUGGGCCGCACGCAGGGAGACCACGCGAGUAGAAGACGGGCAUACUGUCUGUUCGGUUGUUCGGGAUCAAUAUGCCGACGCUAUACGGGAAGGCAGCAACGCCUUCUACAGGCUGCAAGAGGCGAUCAUGCGCACGUCGCCGACAUGUCGUUGA